AUGGCGGUGGCAGCGGCGACGAGUUUCCCGCGUGGCAAGAAGCCCAAGGCUUCGGGCCAGAAGGUGGCCGCGCCGUCCGCGGGCGCGCCGGGCGAGGCGCUGUUCGGCAAGCGCGGACUGGCGGCGGUGGCCGCGGCGGCCGAGGAGCAGCCCAAGAAGAAGGCCAAGAAAGCGGCCAAGGCGGCCGUGCCCAAGGCCGGCAAGGACGAGCCCAAGGCCGCCAAGGCCGCCCUGCUCAGCUUCAAGACGCUGCGCAAGGGCAUGCUGCUGCUGGGCUGCGUGCGCCAGGUCACGGACGGCCAGGACCUGAUGAUCAGCCUGCCCAACAAGCUCAACGGCACGGUGGCGCUGGCCGAGUGCUCGGACGACAGCAUCUUCAAGGUGGGCCAGUUCGUGCCCUGCGUGGUGCUGGCCACGUCCAAGACCGACAAGCGCAAGCAGAUCCAGCUGUCGCUGCGCACCUCGCUGCUGCACGCGGAACUGAGCGUGGCCAGCCUGACCAAGGGCGCGUCGCUGCACGCCACGGUCUCGUCCGUGGAGGACCACGGCGCCAUCGUGAACCUGGGCAUCCGCGGCGUGCACGCCUUCGUGCCCCGCAAGGAGCUCGCGGCGCCCGUGCUCAAGGGCCAGCACCUGCUGGUCAGCGUGCUGUCCAUGAACGCGCACACCAACACGGCCACCGUGACCAUCGACCGCAGCACGGUCGUCAAGGCCGUCACGCGCGGCGACUCGUUCACGCUCAAGCAGCUCGUGCCCGGCAUGCUGCUCAACGUCCGCGUCGAGGACGUGCUGGAGAACGGCCUGAGCGUCACGUUCCUCACCUUCUUCACAGCCACGGUCGAGCAGAACCACAUGAGUCUGCCCUGCGAGCGCGGCUGGGAGGAGUCCUUCCGCAAGGGCAUGAAGGCCCGCGCGCGUAUCAUGAGCAUCGACUACAUCGCCAAGCAGAUCACGCUGUCCAUUGCCCCGCACGUCGUGCACAUGCAGGUGCCCGACUCGCCCUACUCGGUGGGCGACAUUAUUGAGGAGGCCACCAUCGAGCGCAUCGACGCCGGCGUGGGCAUGCUGCUGUCGCUCAAGAGCAAGACCAGCCAGGACGAGGACGUCGAGAUGGAGGACGCCAGCGAGAAGAAGGAGUCCACCACGAACGCCAAGUGGAAGGCCUUCGCGCCUGGAUACGUGCACAUCUCGAACGUGUCGGACAAGCGCGUGGACAAGCUGGAGAAGAAGUACACGGUGGGCUCGAGCAUCAAGUGCCGCGUGCUCGGCUUCUCGCCGUUCGACGCCGUCGUGAACAUUAGCUGCAAGGAGAGCGCGCUUUCGCAGACCGUGCUGCGCCACAAGGAUCUGGCACCCGGCACCAAGGUGAGCGGCAUAAUCCUGUCGGUCGAGUCGUGGGGCAUUUUGAUGGAGAUCAGCGAGGGCGUGCGUGGCCUGGUGAACCCGCAGCACAUGCCGGCCUUCCUGCUGAACAAGAAGGCGAACAACAACGGCAAGUACAAGGUGGGCAAGGUCGCGAGCGCGCGUGUGCUACACGUCGACCUGGAGGCCAAGAAGACGUUCUUGACCAUGAAGUCGGGCCUGCUUGCGUCGGAGCUGCCCGUCCUGAGCUCCUUCGAGGAAGCGAAGAUGGACCUCAUCGCGCACGGUUACAUCACGAAGAUUGCCGAGUACGGUGUGAUCGUCACUUUCUACAACAACGUGUACGGCCUGGUGCCCAUGGCCGUGCUCCAGCAGGCUGGCAUCGAGAACCUGGAGGAGGCUUACGUGAUCGGCCAGGUGGUGAAGGCGCGCGUGACGCGUUGUGACCCGAGCAAGAAGCGUUUGAUGCUGUCGUUCGACACGACGUCGAACAAGUCUGGUAAUGCGCCGACUGCCGCUCCGGAGACUGCCGCGGAGCUUGUGGGAAAGACUAUCACCAAUGUCAAGAUUACGGACGUGGAGGCCACGUGCUUCCGCGUGCAGACUGCGGAUGGCAUGGAGGGCGUGCUCCCGUUCGUGCAGCUGACGGACUUCCCGCGCCAAACUUCGCUGGUGGAUGAAAUCGUCAAGGGUUUCAGCGCUGGGGACAUGAUCUCGGAGCCUCUGCUCGUUGUCGCUCAGGAGUCCGAUGGCGUGUUGACGCUCUCGAAGAAGCCGCUGCUGCUUGAGUUUGCCUCGCGCAGUGCCAUUCUGCCCCGUACUUUCGGAGACGUUCAGGAGAACGCCGUUCUUAUUGGUUACGUGACGUCUGUGAACGUGGCCAAGGGUGUCUUCGUUAAGUUUCUGAACAACCUUGUGGCGGUGGCCCCUAAGGGCUUCUUGAAGGAGGAGUUUGUCUCGGAGAUCGAAGAGGGUAUGUUCGAGAUUGGCGAGACUGUGACGUGCUCUGUUGAGAGCGUGGACAAGGCGAAGAAGCAGUUUGUUGUUGGCUUCAAGCAGGGCAACUUCGUGCAGGUUACCAACGCCACCAACAAGGCGCGCCUUGCCUAUUUCCAGGCUUACCUUCGCGAGCAAGCCGCGGUGCGCAGUGCUGCUGCUGCAAAGAAGGCCUCGUUUGCUCUGGGCAAGACGGAGAAGGCUGAGUUCGUCGGCGUCCGCCCGUACGGUGCUGUCUUCGCUCUUGAGAAGGACGAGGAGACUGUCACGGUGCUGGUGCCUUCGGUGACGGAGAAGAACAACGAGUGGGACGAAGGCGACAGCGUUAAGCUGCUGCUGACGGACUACGACUUCAGCAAGAACGUCUACUACGCUGCUGCUGAUGAGUCGCUGGUGAAGAGCGGCUCGAAGCGCUCGCGCAAGCAGAAGCAGCGCGUGAAGGCUGGCGGAAAGAUCGAGGCUGCUAAGGUGGUGGCCGUGAGCCCCACGGAGAAGUACGCGGUGGUGUCGUUCCCUGACGCUCAGAACGCCGACUUGCUUCACUUCGGCGUUGUUGAGCUGUGCGACUUCUGGUGCCCGUCGCAGACCAGCGGCCAACUCGGAAUCGAGGUCGGUGCCUCUGUGGAGUGCCGCGUGGUGCAGUCUACACUCAAGAGCGGCUCCAACUCGACGCCGUUUGAUGACCUUGUGCUGUUGGCGCUCGCCGAGGAGAAGCUGGUGUCUAAGGCCAAAAAGGAUACGCGUAAAUCGGCGUCGAAGCUGCCCAAGUACUCGCCGAACGAUCUCACGCUUGGCAACACGCUGACCGGUGUCAUCGCUGGCAUUUCGGAGAACUCGAUGGAGAUCCGAGUGGAGACCGGCAAGAAGGUGGGAAAGGUUCGCGCGACGGUCUCGAUUGUCGAUGUCGAUGGAAUUGACGAGAAAUAUGGCCACGCGCACCCGUUCGACAAGUACUCGGUCAACGCCGCUGUUACCGGCCGUGUAAUUGCUGUCACUGCGAAGGGAGCCAACAAGCUCAAGCCCGUCAGCAAAGAGAACCCGGCCACGUUCCACGCCAUUCAACUAUCGCUGCGCACUGAGGACGUGGCUGGCGAUGAGAAGGUGACUGACGUUCAGCGAUUCGUCCGCCCCGACUGGCUGGAGGGCAGCGCGGGCCGUGCUCUUCUGAAGGAAGGCAACUCGGUGGAUGGUAUCGUCUCGGACCAGGGUGCGGACCAGCUGACUAUCAAGCUCAGCAGCAACGUUACUGGCACGCUGAGCUGCGUGGAAGUGUCGGAGGACGUGGAGGUGGUGCGCGCGUUCCAGGACAAGUUCCCUGUGGGCAAGCGCGUGAAGUGCUUCGUGCUGCAGGUUGACGAUGAGAAGAAGACGGUUGACUUGUCGCUGAUUCACUCGUCGUCGGCUCAGGACAAGGCCGUGGUGAAGCCCGGAAGCAUCAUCAACGGUGUGAUCUCCAAAAAGAAAUCGGCAAUUCGCCCGCCUUCCAUCAUGGUGCAGCUGGGUGCCCACACUUUCGGACGUGUGUGCGUCACCGAGCUCCUGGCCAAGUGGGAGAACAACAUGCUGGAGCUGCCCCAGUUCGCUGCCGGCAAGGUGGUGCGCUGUGUGGUGCUCUCGAACAACAACAACCACAUCGACCUGUCCCUGCGUAAGGAUGCCCUGGCCAACCCGAAGGAGUACGCGAAGAAGACGUCCAAGCCGGCUGAGCGUGGCGUCGGUGACUUGGUGCCUGCGGUGGUGGCGUCGACUUCUACGACCGGUUGCUUCGUGCGCGUGGACCGCCACACGACGGCGCGUGUCAUGCUUCGUGACCUAAGCGAUGACUUCGUGAAGGACCCGCAGGAGCACUUUCCUACCGGCAAGCUGGUGGCUGGCCGUGUGACGAAGAAGUCCGACCGCGGCCUGGAGCUGAGCCUCAAGGCGUCUGUCGUCUCGGAGGAUGUGUCGGUGUUCAAGUGGAACGACCUGAAGGAGGGUCUGACGGUCAAGGGCACGGUCACGAAGGUGCAGACGUACGGCGUGUUCGUUCGCAUCGAGAAGAGCACGAUCAGUGGCCUGUGCCACAUCUCCGAGGUUGCCGACGAGAAGGUCACGCAGCCGCUGGACCAGAUCUUUUCGGAGGGCGACUACGUCAAGGCCAAGGUGCUCAAGGUCGACGGCCGCCGCGUGUCGUUCGGCCUGAAGCCCUCGUACUUCGAGGGAGAAACUCCUGCCAAGAAGCCCGCGGCCAAGAAGGUCGCCAAGCCCGUGGCCAUGGAGAUUGACCUUGGUGACGACGAGUCUUCUUCGGAAGACGAGGACGCGAGCGGCGCUGCCCCUGUUGAGUUCAGCUGGGACGGCUUCUCGAACGCGCUCAACAAGAAGACGGAGGCCAAGGACGACGACGAAUCUUCGUCUGAAGACGAGGAUGACGAGGAGGAGGAGGCCGCCAAGUCGUCCAAGUCAAAGAAGAACCGUCUACAGAGCGACGAGUGGGUGGCGCUGCGCGAGAAGGCUCUUGCCAGCAGCGACGAGGUCCCGCAAAGCGCGAGCGACUACGAGCGCCUGCUGGCCGUGUCGCCGCAGAGCUCGUACCUGUGGAUCCAGUACAUGGCCUUCCACAUCUCGUUGACGGAGGUGGAUCUGGCCCGCGAUGUUGCCGUCCGUGCCACGUCGGCGGUGUCGUUCCGUGACGAGAAGGAGAAGCUCAACGUGUGGGUGGCCUAUAUGAACCUGGAGCACGACUUCGGUGACGACGCGAGUUUCCUGCGCGUCUUCAAGAGCGCACUGCAGGUGAACCACCCGAAGCGCGUGUACCUGCACUUGGUGGACCUCUACGCGCGCGCCGACGAGCACGAGGACGUGAAGCAGACGCUGGCCACGAUGCAGAAGAAGUUCCGCACCAGCAAGCAGACGUGGAUCCGCUCGCUCCAGUACUUGGUGGGCGAGAAGUUGUUUGCUGAGGCCGCUGAGACCCUGCAGCGAAGUCUCAAGAGCCUGUCGGCCCACAAGCACCUGCCUGUGAUCCUCAAGUACGGCCAGCUCCUGUACGAGCAGGGCGAGCUGGACAAAGCCCGCACCAUCUUCGAGGGCAUCCUGGCCAACUACCCGAAGCGCAUGGACCUGUGGAAUGUGUACCUGGACAAGGAGAUCAAGUUCGGCGACGUCGCACUCGUGCGCGCGCUGUUCGAGCGCCUGCUGGCCAUGGACUUCUCGGCCAAGAAGAUGAAGUUCCUCUUCAAGAAGUACAUGCAGUUCGAGCAGGACCAGGGCGAUGACGAGCACGUGGAGCACGUCAAGCAGUUGGCCAAGGACUUCGUCGCUAGCGCUGCGGCCAAGUAG
Phytophthora sojae is the source of this 5679-nucleotide messenger RNA. RefSeq lists its product as hypothetical. Gene Ontology annotation, biological process: rRNA processing. The transcript has 4 exons. Gene Ontology annotation, molecular function: RNA binding; protein binding. Bases 1 to 5679 code for a protein of 1892 amino acids. The record is from RefSeq and is a predicted model, not a curated record. Lineage: Eukaryota; Oomycota; Peronosporomycetes; Peronosporales; Peronosporaceae. Gene Ontology annotation, cellular component: nucleus; nucleolus; small-subunit processome.